GCGGUGCACGCUGCGCUCGGGCGUCAUGGCUGUAUCGCGCGGCUCUAAGAGGCGCCUGGCGGAGCUUACAGUGGAUGAGUUCUUGGCCUCCGGCUUUGACUCCGAGUCGGAGCCCGAGGACGCCCCGGAGGCGGCGGUGCGGGAGCCGCGCGCCCGCGGAGCCGAGCGCAUCCCCGAGCUGCGCGGCGAUCAGGCUUCGGCCAGACGGCAUAAAGGGCGUGCUUCUGAGCACAAGGACCAGCUCUCUCGGCUGAAGGACAGAGACCCGGAGUUCUACAAGUUCCUGCAGGAAAAUGAUCAGAGCCUGCUGGACUUCAGUGACUCAGACAGCUCGGAGGAGGAAGAGCAGUGUCAUUCCCUACCAGACGUGCUGGAGGAAGCAAGUGAGGAGGAGGAUGAAGGAGAAGACAAUGAUACAGUUCUCAGAGGACCGCAGAGGAAGAAGAAUGAGCCUACCCCUGUGACCCUCACCAUGGUCGAGAGAUGGAAGCAGGGGGCAAGGCAGCGUCUUACUCCCAAGCUACUCCAUGAGAUUGUACAAGCAUUCCGAGCAGCUGUGGCCACCACCCAAGGAGACCAAGAAGCUUCUGAAGCUUGCAGGUUCCAGGUCACAGACAGUGCUGUGUUCAAUGCUCUGGUCACCUUUUGCAUCAGAGACCUCUUUGUUUGCCUUCAGAAGCUUCUGUUUGGAAAAGCACUGAAGGACAACAGCAGGAUGCUACAGCCGUCCAGCAGCCCGCUGUGGGGGAAACUCCGUGUGGAUGUCAAGGCGUACCUGAGUGCAGUCAUACAGCUGGUGGGCUGCCUGGCUGAAACCACAGUGUCAGCGGCUGUCCUGCGGCAUGUCAGCAGCUUGGUACCGUACUAUAUGGUCUUCCCCAAGCAGUGCCGCAUGUUGCUCAAGAGGAUGGUGGUUCUGUGGAGCACUGGUGAGGAGUCCCUGCGGGUGUUGGCCUUCCUGGUCCUCAUCAGAGUCUGCCGGCACAAGAAAGAUGCCUUCCUGAGUCCUGUCCUCAAGCAAAUGUACAUCAUGUAUGUGAGGAAUUGCAAGUUCACCUCUCCCAGCACCCUGCCCCUCAUCAGCUUCAUGCAACGGACACUGACUGAGCUGCUUGCCCUGGAUUCCAGUGUUUCCUACCAGCAUGCCUUCCUUUACAUCCGCCAACUUGCUAUCCACCUGCGCAAUGCCAUGACUACGGGCAAGAAGGAGACCUACCAGUCCGUGUACAACUGGCAAUAUGUGCAUUGCCUCUACCUGUGGUGCCGUGUUCUUAGUGCCCUUGGCUCCAGUGAGGCCCUGCGGCCCCUGCUCUACCCACUCUCACAGGUCAUCAUUGGCUGCAUCAAGCUGCUGCCCACUGCCCGCUUCUACCCACUACGCAUGCACUGUGUGCGUGCUCUGACACUGCUGUCACAGAACACUGGCACCUUCAUCCCUGUGCUGCCCUUCAUUCUCGAGGUUUUCCAGCAGGUGGACUUCAAUAGGCGCCCAGGACGCAUGAGCUCCAGGCCCAUCAACUUCUCAGUGAUCUUGAAGUUGUCCAGUGCUAACCUGCAAGAGAAGGCAUACCGGGAUGGCCUGGUAGAGCAGCUGUAUGACCUCACCUUGGAAUACCUACAUAGCCAGGCCCAUAGCAUAACCUUCCCUGAGCUGGCACUGCCCACUGUACUACAGCUGAAAUCCUUCCUCCGGGAGUGCAAGGUAGCCAAUUACUGCCGGCAGAUGCGCCAGCUGCUUGAGAAGGUGCAAGAGAACACAGAGCACAUCUGCCGCCUCCGCCAGAGAGUCUCGUUCAGCGUGUCUGACCAGCUAGCAGUGGAUGCUUGGGAGAAGCAGGCCCAGGAAGAAGGGACCCCACUCACCAAGUACUACAGUCACUGGCGGAAGCUGAGGGACCGUGAGAUCCAGCUGGAAAUCAGUGGCAAAGAGCGGCUGGAAGACCUGAACUUCCCAGAGAUCAAAAGGCGGAAGGUGGAAGACAGGAAGGAGGAGGAUAGGAAGGAAUUUAAAGAUCUGUUUGAUCUGGACAGUGCUGAGGAAGAGGACAGUACAGACUUCUCAGAGAGAGGGACACAUGGGCUCCGGAGAGUUCAGAAGGACGUGGAAGAGGAAGAUAACAAUGAGGAAGAGGACACCAGUGACUCAGAGGAUGGAGGACAAGACAUAGGGAUGGGGCUGGAUCCCAGUGAACUGUGGCAGCUGGCCCACGGGCCACAGGAUGAGCUGGAGGAUCUGCAGCUCUCUGAAGAGGACUAAGGGCUUCCCACCAUGUCUUGGAGGCCUCAAGGCCACCAUCUGUGCAGCAAGAGGGAGGUAGACAGUAGACCGGGCUUUAUUGUUACAGCACAACAGACCAAAUGUAGCAAAAGCUGUUCUGAUCAGAGGAAGGGAGCUGGCACCUCAGAGCCUACCCUGCUUGCCCCCAGCAGGAUGCUAACCCAGACCUGAUGCCAGGAUGCAGAGGAAGGAGGGUGGCUCCAUGGCUUCUUCACCUCCCGUCUUUGGUUUGACUAUAGACCUCUGCAGCUACCCCCAGAAAGUCUUUGUAAACUCAUUCCUUUCCUCUUAAGUCAUAUAUUUUCUUUUUAAAAA
Messenger RNA from Jaculus jaculus (lesser Egyptian jerboa), 2593 nucleotides. RefSeq names its product NOC2 like nucleolar associated transcriptional repressor (gene Noc2l). Gene Ontology annotation, molecular function: transcription corepressor activity; histone binding. Bases 26 to 2257 code for a protein of 743 amino acids. The transcript has 19 exons. The record is from RefSeq and is a predicted model, not a curated record. Gene Ontology annotation, biological process: ribosomal large subunit biogenesis; negative regulation of transcription by RNA polymerase II. Lineage: Eukaryota; Metazoa; Chordata; Mammalia; Rodentia; Dipodidae. Gene Ontology annotation, cellular component: Noc1p-Noc2p complex; Noc2p-Noc3p complex; nucleolus.